UCGUUUCAGUAAAGUCCACUGCUCUCCGUCCUCAAGCCUCCACGUGCGCAAAAUUCCCACCAAUCACAGCCUUCAGAGUCAGUGGGUUCAGUAACGGACCAAUAGGAAUGCGAGUCGUGUUGUUGAGGCUCAGGAAUGUUUGUCGUCAACAACUGCUGGGUUUCGUUUCGCAUCAGCUGGAGCUGUUGGCGGGUGACAAGAAGAAUUCCCGAGGCUGUUCAUCAAUUCUUCUGCAGCUAACGGCUGUGAAAACCGUCGGUAUGGCCACGGCGCAGUCGGUGCUGCUGCUCGCAGUUCACGUUCUCCUCAUCUCGGAGUUCAUCCUGGCCAAGAGGGACUACUAUGAGAUCCUGGGGGUGCCCAGAGACGCCACGGAGCGCCAGAUCAAGAAGGCUUUCCACAAGCUGGCUCUGAAGUAUCACCCCGACAGGAACAAGGGCGCAGACGCAGAGGCGAAGUUCAGAGAAGUAGCAGAAGCUUAUGAAACGUUAUCGGAUGAUAAGAGGCGGCGAGAGUAUGACCAGUUUGGCCCCUCUGCCUCAUCAGGAGAAGCCUACCGAGGAAGUAGAGGAGGCGGCGGCGACGACUACAACUUCAGACAGCACUACCAGUCCUUCAACUUCAAAUUCGACGACAUCUUCAAAGACUUUGACCCGUUCGGUCAACAGCACCAGCAGCACUUCCACUCGCAUCAUCAGUCGCACCAAAAGAGACACUUUGACAGCCACUUCCAGGCUCACAAGGAGGCGAUGAACCGGCAGCGGAGAAGCUUCGGCGGAGGAAUGUUCGACGACAUGUUCGAGGACUUGGAGAAGAUGUUCUCCUUCAACAGCCACACUUCCAGGACUGAGAGCAGAUUUCAAGGCUCGGCCAAGCAGCACUGCAGGACGGUGACUCAGCGCAGGGGGAACAUGGUGACCACCUUCACUGACUGCUCCUGAGACGAGACGAAGGAUGAAGAAAAAAAAAAAGUAAACAUGUUGGGAAGCUGCACAACUUUUAGUUGCGGUGUUGAAAUCGAAUUGAAUGCUAAUUUAUCUCUUGGUGUGGCUUUUGUAACUCGUGUUUUUUUGUUUGUUUUUUUUUCCCAGCAAAUAUCCAAGCUGGUCAAAUUAGUGGCUGUUCUGAAGCAAUAACAAAUCCACAUUUUUGAUUAUAGCAUGGGAAUAAGUCUUAGGACCAUUCAAAACCC
Messenger RNA from Poeciliopsis prolifica (blackstripe livebearer), 1192 nucleotides. RefSeq names its product dnaJ homolog subfamily B member 9-like. The record is from RefSeq and is a predicted model, not a curated record. NCBI's taxonomy places the organism in Eukaryota, Metazoa, Chordata, Actinopteri, Cyprinodontiformes, Poeciliidae. The transcript has 3 exons. Gene Ontology annotation, molecular function: misfolded protein binding; protein-folding chaperone binding. Gene Ontology annotation, cellular component: endoplasmic reticulum. The coding region runs from base 108 to 941 and encodes 277 amino acids.